Cantharellus anzutake is the source of this 543-nucleotide messenger RNA. RefSeq lists its product as uncharacterized. The transcript has 2 exons. NCBI's taxonomy places the organism in Eukaryota, Fungi, Basidiomycota, Agaricomycetes, Cantharellales, Hydnaceae. The coding region runs from base 161 to 412 and encodes 83 amino acids. The record is from RefSeq and is a predicted model, not a curated record.
AACGUGUUCAAAACGAGAAGGAUCGGCCAAUAUAUUCAUCCUGGCGGUAUAUAAGACUGGUUUGCGGCUCAAACCUAAUCACCAGGUUUCCAACGAACCACCAUAACCUACCAAACCGCUCUUGCGCGUUAAAUUUUGACGAUCGCCAAACAGUAUCGACAUGAAAUACUUUAAUCCUCUCAUCCUCUUCUCCGCUCUCGCCCUUGCCCCAUCUGCAUUGGCGGGUCCUUUUACCUACGGAGUUUGUCAAACGGGGUGUAACGUUGUGGCUGUCGCAUGCUACGCCGCGGCCGGAUUUACGUUUGGUACCGUAGCAGCUGCGGGGGCCCCUGCGGUCAUUGUUGCGUGCAACAGUGCCCUCGGAACCUGCUCUGCGGGUUGUGCAGCACUUCUCGUCACUCCCACUCCCUGAAUCAUGCAUGUCUCGACCAUCUGAUGGAACAUGUCUGUUGGAGCCAAUAUGUACUUCUCAUCCUGUCGAUAAUUCACUGUAUCUUUGGCCGUUUCACGUUGUACGAUCCCAUGUUGUCUGUGAAACUGUCG